UGAGAGCUGGGGAGGCGGAGCGGCGCGGCCAAUGGGGCGGGGAGGGCGGGGCCCGCGCGCCGCCGUUACCGUGUCGCGCAGGAGGAGGCGGCGGCCGCCGGCGGCGCCGCCAUCAUGAGUUACUCAGGUUAUGGAGACUGGAACUCGGGGACAAAUCGAGGUUAUGAGGGUUAUGGUUACGGCUAUGGCUACGGUCAGGACAACUCGGGGAGUUACGGCUACGGCGUCGCCGCCUCCAAUUCGUGGGAAAUGGGCAAUUCGGACGUGGACGUGAACCCCGAGGGCUCCGGAGGCGCCGAAAUGGGGAAGAUGAACCAGCGCUUGGACAUGGUGCCGCACAUGGACGCCGACGCCGUGCCGGGCGGGCACUACGACAGGUACGACUCGUACGACCCCUACGACUCCAGAUCUCCAAUGAACGACCGCAACAUGUACCGCUCCGGCUACGACUACGACUACACCGAAUCGGAACACGACAACGACAACGCCUACGAGGGGCCCUACGAUAACUUCUACGGGAACCGUCGCGAGCAGUAUCACAACCGAUACAACCGGGACAACUUUGCUCAACGGGGGCAGAACUGGGGCCGGGACGGUCGCAACAACCGCUCCGGCUCGUCCCCGUACGGCGGGCGCGCGGGGGGACAGUGGGACGAGCCCCCACCGGCCGUUGCUUCUCGAGGCUUCGGCUCCAACCGCCUCCCAUCCCUUUUCUCCCACAACAUCAUCCCCGAGCUCAACAUGUUCCAGGGCAUGCGGGGAUUUUCGGGAAAUAUGCGGUACGGGGGAGGGAUGAUGAAACAACGCAUGAGGAGAAACUGGAGGAUGUGGGACUCGGAUUUUAGAAGAAAGAAAAUGAGGAAAGACCCCACGGCGAAGAAACGGAAGCAAACGAACAGCUCGGACGAGCCCGACAGCAAAGCGGCCAAGACGGACUGUUCCGACAACUCCGACUCGGACAACGGUGAGGAACUGGAAGGAGAAUCGGGGGAAAGAGAAGACAGAGAGGGUUCCAGAGGCGAGGGGGAGGAUGAAGAAGGGAGAGAUUCGGAGAAAGGUGCGCUGACCAUCCAGGAGGAGAUCAGCCAGAUCAAGCGCAAACUGCAGGCGGGGCGGAAAACCCAGGGCAGCAGAAGAAGGGCACGGGACCGCAUGGUGGAGAGGAUCCAGUUCGUGUGCUCGCUGUGCAAGUACCGAACCUUCUACGACGACGAGAUGAACAGUCACCUGGAGAGCAAGUUCCACAAGGAGCAUUUCAAGUUCGUGGGAACCAAGUUACCCCAACAAACGGCCGAUUUCCUCCAGGAAUACGUCGCCAAUAAAACGCGCAAAACCGAGGAGCGGCGCCAAGCGAUCGACGACAUCAACGCGGUGAUCCAGCAGAUCUACAGGGACCAGGAUCUCACGCAAGACGUGGGCAUGGAGCAUUUCAUCAAGAAGGUGGAGGCUGCUCACUGCGCCGCCUGCGACCUCUUCAUCCCCAUGCAGUUCGGCCUCAUCCAGAAACACCUCAAGUCGCUCGACCACAACCACAACCGCCGGGCCAUGAUGGAGCAGUCCAAGCGCUCGUCGCUCGUGGUGGCGAGGAGCAUCCUCAACAACAAGCUCAUCAGUAAGAAACUGGAGCGGUACCUUAAGGGUGAGAAUCCGUUCACGGACGACCCCGAAGAAAAGGAGGAGCACGAGGAAGGAGAAGGAGGAACCAGCGGAAACGUGGAGGAAGGAACAGCGGAAGGAGGGGAUGAAAACAAGGAUGAGGAGGAAAACCCGGAGGAGGAAAACCCGGAGGAGGAAAACCCAGAGGAGGAAAAUCCGGAGGAGGAAAAUCCCGAGGAGGAAAACCCAGAGGAGGAAAAUCCCAAAGAGGAAAACCCAGAGGAGGAAAAUCCGGGUGAUGAAACUAAAGAUCCCGACAAAUCGGAAGAUACAGAUCCCGAGAAAUCGGAAGCGGAAGGAGCCGAAAACGAGGGGGGAGCGAGAAGAACCGGAGACAGAGACACAAACGGAGGCACCAACGCAACCGGGGGAAGACGCGGAGCAGCCGGAUUCGGCGCCGGCCGAGGAAGAGGAUGAGGAGGAAGGUGAGGAAGCCGCCGCAGCGCCUGACGCCGAGUAACCGCCGAGUGGCGAAGACCCGUUGUUUCCUUUCGAAACCAUAUCCGUGAAUUUCAUAGCACACGUUCCGAGUUCUCAUUCUAAACACAUUUAGGCAGUUGAAGCCUUUACUGUAAAGUGGUUUAUUUUGAAAAAUAGAUGAAUUUUUGUCUCUUUUUGUUACCAAAUCUUCAUUUUCGUAGCUCGGUUUAGUGCGGUCUCUUUUUUAGAUGGCUUUGUACUAGGAGAUUUUCCUUUCGAGCAUGUGUGCAAACCUGUGCGACUUCAUCCGGCCAACGGAACUUAUUUCCCUUUAAAUUGACAUAUUUUCUAUAUUUAACAAAAAUGUGGUUUGUCCCCUUCGCUUGUCUGUCUGAAAACACCCCAAAUUCCAUUCCGGGGGGUUUAAUUAAGUUCUGCGUAACAUCCACGCGACCGUAACGUUCCCCCGGAUGUUUUAUUCUUCAUUGAAACGCGGAACGAAACUUAAACGGUGUCGACGUUGUGUUGUUUGUAAAAUGUUUUCAUUGGAAAGGUGGAUGUUUGGUGAGUGGAGAUAAAAAAGGACCUUCCUGA
Messenger RNA from Columba livia (rock pigeon), 2670 nucleotides. RefSeq names its product A-kinase anchoring protein 8 like (gene AKAP8L). The record is from RefSeq and is a predicted model, not a curated record. NCBI's taxonomy places the organism in Eukaryota, Metazoa, Chordata, Aves, Columbiformes, Columbidae. Gene Ontology annotation, molecular function: DNA binding; protein kinase A regulatory subunit binding. Gene Ontology annotation, cellular component: nuclear matrix; nucleus.